UAUCUUGUACUAAUCCUUUUAUUAGGGUAAUAUAAUCCAACAAAUUUGCUGUCUUCGCCGUUCACUUCGUUGAGCUGAAAAUCACACAAAACAUAUAAAUCCUUAAUUUAAUUCCGCCCACCCCCCUUUUUUUAAUCAAAUCAUCACUUAUUUCUUAUCUCUACAACUCUAUUGUAGAAGAGUGCUUAUGGCUGAAAAUCGAGGAUCAAUGUUGCCGUCGGAAUUACGGAAGCUUAUAUCCGAAGGGCAUAUGGGUCCUAAGAUAAAACUCGAUUCUGAUCCUCCCCCGAAAGUGAAGGCUUUCAUUGACAAGGUGAUUGAGUAUCCAUUGGAAGAUUUAGCAAUCCCUCUUUCAGAGUUCCACUGGGAGUACAACAAGGGUAACUUUUAUCAUUGGAGGCCUCUGUUCCUUCAUUUUAAAACAUAUUUCAAGACAUACUUGUCUAGCAGGAAGGAUCUCCUUCUGGAAGAUACUCUAGAAGAUGAUACUCCUUUUCCUAAGCAAUCUGUUCUCCAGAUCCUCCGCGUGAUGCAAGUGAUCUUAGAGAAUUGCCACAACAAAAGUUCUUUUGAUGGUCUAGAGUAUUUCAAGCUCUUGCUUGCAUCAACAGACCCUGAGGUUCUGAUUGCAACCUUGGAGACCCUUUCAGCACUCGUGAAAAUAAAUCCUUCAAAACUUCAUGCAAGCGGGAAACAGGUUGGAUGCGGGUCGUCGAUAAACGACUGCCUAUUGUCAUUAGCUAAACUAUUGGGAGCCAAGAAAGAUGGUCUGAGCUUAUACUCAUAUAUCAUGAUGGACGAAGAACCACAAAUUAAGCUCCCCUCUGAUAUACAAACGGUUCAAAACCUUGCACGUGCUUCCCUGUCUCUCACGCGGGACCGUGCAAACCUUCAAAGCAUGAAUGUUCUACACACUGUGGAACUUGAUCUAACCAAGGUGGAUGAUUUGUCAUGGACGAAGUUACUUAUUAAGCAGUCGAAUGUUCCUCCUGAGGGUCGUUUUUCGUUGUUGACAAGAGUUAGAUAUGCUAAUGCGUUUUGUUCUUUAAAAAGACGCAGACAGUACAGCAAAGUUUGUCUACUUGCGUUUAUGGUUCUUGUUCAAGCAAGUGAUUCUCAUGAUGAACUGGUGUCUUUUUUUGAUAGCGAGCCAGAAUAUACAAACCAGUUAAUCAAACUAGUUAAAUCUAAAAAGGCAGUACCUGGAAAAAUUCGUACGCUUGCAAUGCAUGCUCUUGGAUCUCAACUUGCUGCAUACUCAUCAUCUGAUCAGAGGGCACAAUUUCUAAGUGGGUCAAGAAUCAGUUUUGCCGAUGAAAAUCACAUGAUUUUUUUUGAAGUCCUGCAAGAGGAAAUCUCGUCUUUAAACAAGGAUGAUUCCGAUCGAUCUGUUGCAUUUGUUGAAGCCCUUCUUCAGUUUUAUUUGCUUUACGUGAUAUCUGCGUCAAUAACUGAGAGGGUUAUACAGGGAUCAAGGAUGAUUCCGACCUUGUUAUCCUUUCUAAGAAAUUCAGAUCCUUCACACAUGCAUCUUGUAUGUUUGGCUGUGAAGACACUGCAAAAACUCAUGGACUACAGCUAUUCAGAUGUCACUCUUUUUAAUGACUUGAGAGGAGUUGACCUUUUGACCGACAGACUGCUGAUAGAAGUCGUUCAGGUGAUUGAUUCCUCCGAUGAAAACCUUAACAUUGAUUCACAGAAACGUCUCAUUAGGGUUCUGUUGAAGGCACUUGGUUCUGCUACUUACGCCCCAGCAAAUUCAACCCGACCUCGGGAGGGUCAUGAUGUUUCUUUACCAGUCACUCUCUCUAUGAUCAUUGCAAAUGUGAAUGACUUCGGAGGGGAUGUGUAUUCAGCAGCUGUUACUGUUAUGAGUGAAGUCAUUCACAAAAAUCCCACUUGUUAUGCUUCGUUGGAUGAAUUGGGUCUUCCCAAUGCUUUUCUAGAAUCAGUAAUAGCGGGGGUUCUUCCUUCUUCCAAAGCUCUUACAUGUGUUCCUAUUGGCAUUGCUGCUAUUUGUAUCAACCCAAAGGGGUUAGAAGCAGUUAAUAAAACCUCAGCAUUAGGGUUUCUGGUUGAUGUUUUAACUGAUAAGAAAUAUGUGAUUCCAAUAAAUGAUGGAAUUGUGCCAUUGGCAGAUGCUGUUAAGGAGCUCUUACGUCAUGUGUCCUCGUUAAUGGGUACUGGUAUGGAUGUGAUUAUCCAGAUUGUUAAUGAAGUUGCUUCAAUAGAGGAUGAUAAGCGUAAAACUGGAAAAGUUAACGAGGGUAAUGCUAUGGAUAUGGACACUGAAGGCAAAGAAAAUGUAGUCCCGUGCCUAUUUGGUUCUACGAUACCAGGGCCGGAAGGAAUAUGUGAUGAGCAGUUUAUUCAGUUAUGCAUCUUUCAUGUGAUAGUGUUACUUCACCGAACAAUGGUGAACGCUGAAACACGCAGGUUGUUUGUUGAAAAAGAGGGAAUUGAAGCUUUGUUGAAGCUUGUAUUAAGACCAAGUAUAACUCAAUCAUCCAAAGGGAUGUCUAUUGCUUUGCAUAGUACCUUAAUUUUUGAAAGCUUUACUCAAGAUCACUCUGCUCGUUUAGCACGUGCCUUUUGUUCAACUCUUAAGGAAUAUCUGAAGUCAACUUUGGAUAAUUUUGGUGUUCGGUCUGGAUUGUUUGUGCUGGACGCGAAAGCAACUCAACAUUCUGAAGUAUUUUCUUCACUUUUCCUUGUCGAGUUCCUUUUGUUUCUUGCUGCUUCAGAAGACAACAGGUCGGUCACAGCAUUACUUCAAGAAUUCGGAAAUGAUAGCAAGGGUGUUCUAGAAUCUAUUGGAAAACUUCAUCGGGAAAUAUUAUGGCAGAUUGCAAUACUUGAAGAUUUCAAGUCUGAAAAUGAGGACGAUAAUGAUGGCUCUGGUUCCAGUGAUGGGUCUCUCUACUCUGAAACUAAUACUUCAGAAUCAGAGAAGCAAAGAUUCGAUUCUUUUAGAAAGUGUCUCAAUCAGUUAUUGAGGAGACAGAUGUCGGGAUGGAGUUUUGAGUCACAGUUUUUUGAUCUGAUUACUCAUACUUCUGGUCUUCCACAUCAUCUUGGUGGCAACAGCCACCAAUCAUUGCCUUCCGGGACUUCUGAUGGUUCUAGUAGUGAUGGUCCACGGAAAGCCGAAAAACGAAGGUCAUGUUAUGCUUCUUGUUGUAAUAUGAUGAGGUCACUCUCAUUGCAUAUUACUGAGUUGUUUCAAGAGCUAGGAAGACGGGUUGAUACGAUGAUGGUUACCCCUGCUUCCAAAUCUGUGGCUUCUACAUUUGCCGCCAUCAUGUUUGACCACAUGAACUUUAAAGGUCAUGUUAAGCCUUUUGGAUCUGUGGCAUCGUGGUCACCAAAGUGUCGGUAUCUUGGUAAGGUUGUAGAUUUUAUUGAUGGAAUCUUACUAGAAAAACCCGACACCUGCAACCCCGUUUUGCUGAAGUGUUUAUAUGAUAGCGGAGUAAUUCAGUUGGUUCUGACCACUUUUGAAGCUACCCGUGAGUUGCUUUUCACAGUCAACAGGACUCCUGCAUCUCCAGUGGAGACAGAUGAAGGAACUCCAAAACCCUACUCAGAAGAAACUGUUUGGUCAUGGAUAGAUGGUCCAUUAGCCAGUUAUGGUAAACUUAUGGAUCAUCUAGUGACAUCAUCUUUUAUCUUGUCAUCAUUCACAAAGCAUUUUCUUGCACAACCGCUUGUAACCAGAGACAAUGCAUUUCCGCGUGAUGUCGAAGUAUUUGGGAAGGCACGUCAAUCUUCAAUUUUGAAAGCUGUGCUUCCUGUAUGGUCACAUCCACGGUUUGCAGAUUGUAGUGAUGAUUUCAUUACUACUGUUAUUUCUAUAGUUGGUCAUGUAUUUUCUGGGGUUGAAGUGAGGAGUUUAAGUAACACGGGACCACAUCCUGCGGGCCUUCCUUCAGACGUAACUACUAUGUCUCUUGGUAAUUCUGGAACCGAUGUAAAAGAUAAUAUUGUUACAACUGAAUGUAGUCAACCGAUUGAAGAGGAAACUGUGCAGCUACCACCUGUAGACGACUUGUUGUCUACCUGCAAGAAGCUUUUAGAAAUGAAAGAUUCUCUAGCUCUCCCAGUUGGGGGUCUUUUAUUAACCAUUUGCUCUCAAGAUGAUGGACGAUACCGAUCAAAUGUUAUAUUGUUUGUACUAGAACAACUGAAGCUUUGCAGUGCUAAUUCUGAUGGUGGAAAGAACAACAUGCUGUCAUCCCUUUUUCAUGUUCUUCCCUUGAAGCUUAACGAGGAUAAGGAUACACUAGAAGUUGCUACUAAAAUGGGUCUUGUCAAAGUUGCAGCUGAUCUUUUAUCUGACUGGAAUCCCUGUUCACAUGAAGACGGGACAGUGCUUGUUCCCAAAUGGGUGACAGCAGCUUUUCUUGCUAUUGACCGUCUUGCUCAGGUUGACCAAAAGUUGAAUGCUGAUAUUUCAGAACUGUUAAAGAAAUUUGAUGGUGGUGACCAGAAUUCAGGAAUAUCUUCCAAGCAUAUUGAUGUCGAUGAUCGGAAGAGAUUUAUUGAGAUAUCGUGCGGGUUGUUAAGAAAACUGCUUCCUGCUGAAACAAUUCGUGCUGUUCUACAAUUAUGUUCAACACUAACAAGAACUCAUUCUGUUGCUGUCAAUUUCUUAAAUGCUGGCGGUUUGCCUUUACUGCUAUCUUUGCCUACAAGUAGCCUAUCUGUCGGUAAUGUUGCAGCAACUAUUAUUCGCCAUAUACUUGAAGAUCCCCAAACUCUCCAAGAAACUUCAACUGAUGGUCAGGUCACUUCCGGUAGUAUCACGAAACUUCACGAGACAAAUACCAAGAAUGAAAAAGCUCAUCGAGAGCCGCCUCAGAGUUUUACUACUGUAAUUGAGCUACUUUUGGAGUCGGUGACUACUUUUGUGCCUGCUUCAGAAGAAAAGUCAGCCACGAGGGAGAACUCUUCAGUAAUGGAUAUGGAUAUUGAUGUUAAUUUUAGUAAAGAUAAAGGUAAAGCUAUUGCAUCAGGGUCUGACAGGAAUGAAGAAAGUGGGCAGGAGUCAUCUGCAUCUUUGGCUAAAGUUGUUUUCGUUUUGGAGCUCUUAAAGAAGAUUCUUAUGAUGUAUGGUCCAUCUGUUGAUGUUCUCCUACAAAAAGAUGCUGAACAAAGUGGAAUAUUUCACCAUGUUCUUUUUAGUUUCCUUCCUCAUUUGAGAAGUUCAAAACAUGAAAAAAAGGACGCAGACUGGAGGCACAAGUUAGCAGUUCGGGCCAGCCAGUUCUUAGUGGCUUCUUGUGUGCGUUCUACAGAGGCAAUAAAAAGAGUUUUGUUGGAAAUCAACAAUGCGUUUGUUGAUUAUUGUAGUGGCAAUCGACCUCCUGGAAGUCAUAUUCAAGCUUUUGUUUAUCUACUUGGAAGUGUACUGGCUGCACAGUUGCCUACUGAUGUUUCAAUUUCAAGAGAAGUUUCAGAUACAUUUAAAGAUGUUGGUCUUGUGACGUCGCUAACACAAACUUUUCAUAUAUUGGAUUUGGAUCAUGCUGAUUCACUAAAGAUUGUAACUGGGAUUCUGGAGGUGCUGACUACGGUCGCUAAAGAGCUUGUUCAUGCUGAACCUUCGGAUCAGGGUCAACAUGGAGAAACAGAGAAUACUGGUGAUAUAUCCGGGUCUAAUGAAAGUGUAUCUUUACCUAAUGCUAGUCCUGCACCUACUAGUGAUAUGUCAGGUGAUGAAGUCGAUGAAGAUGAAGAUGAAGAUGAAGAUGGAGAUAACAAUGGGCAUAAUGAUCUCGAAGACGAUGAUCAAGGUGACGAGGAUGAUGAUGGGGGAGUUAUAUUUAGAUUAAGCGAGGUAAUGAGUGGGAUAGAUAUGUUGGGCCAUAGAUCUAACAAUGACCAUGUGAUGCCUGUUGAAGUUUUUGGUUCCAGCCGUCAAGGUCAAACAGAUAAUGCUCGUGAAGGGUACCUUGAAAAUAAUUUGGAGCAAUUGAAAUCAUUUCUCCAAUCCUUGAGAAACGGUCGUCAUGGACAGCCUCAAUAUGUUGAUAUGCAAUUUGGCUCACGCGAUUCUGGAAGUUUACCAACAGCUGAUGAGCCCCAAAGGGUUAACGCUGCAGAUGCACCCGUUGGUCAAUCGCAAUCUGUUGAUAUGCAACUUGACCAAAAUGAUGUUGUCUCACGUGAUGUUAAAUCUGUGCCUGUGAUCCAAGAAAGUAGUGGCAGUGUGACUACAUCACGUGUUCAGGUCGAAGGUUCAUUCGACCUGAAACAAGGGGUUGACAGGGAAGCGCUUAAUAUAUCAAUAACUGCUUCAUUACUGUCUGAACAACAGGAAAAAGUUCUUGAUGUUCUCCCAUGUAGUCUAGUUAAGGAGGGGCAUAGGUGGGUAGAGUGGUUUGCCAGUCAACACAAUCCAACACUGGUUGAAUCAUCAAGAAGAGGUGAAGGAAAUGGAUCUAGCAUGGAUAGAGCUGUUGGAAUCACUGCUCGUAGGUCAGGAAGUAAGCCUGUUGAGACUAAUGGAGAUUCUUUAGUUGACAAAGAGGAUCUUAAAGCCAUGAUUCGGUUGCUUUAUGUAGAUCAGCAGCCACAAGUUACAACGCGACUCCAGGAACUGCUCUUGAAAUUAUGUGCUCAUGAUAAAACGUGUUCAUCUGUAGUACAUUUAAUGAUGGAUCUGCUGAUGCUUGAAAUGAGAAAGUCUGACAUUAGUUUGAGUGCCUCCAAUUAUAGACUUUAUGAGUUUCAGCAUGAUGUUACAUAUGCUCAUCCUCAAUCCUUUAAUGGUAAGGCUGGUCAGGAUUAUGCAGCUAUUUACAUUGCAAGCCAUAGCUUUCUAUGUAUGUUAAGUGUCCCUCCAUUGAUGUCACUGCGUGUUCUAGAGACUUUGAUAUAUCUAGCCCAGAGAAAUAGAUUAGUUGCAAAACUUUUGCUUCAGUUCAGAUUACCUCUAUUGGACUCUCAGAGUCCAAAGCAAUCUCGUGGAAAAGCCAUCAUGGGUAUUCAAGAUUGUGAAAUUGAAGAGCAACAAAAGGACCAACCAGCCAUAAGCAUGCUAUUGAGUCUCUUAAGGCAUCCACUUUAUUUGAGAAGUAUUGCCCAUCUUGAGCAGCUGCUGAACUUAUUAUGUGUGAUCCUCGAUAAUCCUGAUGAUGACUCUGACACUAUUUUACUGAAUUUGCCACUAGCAGAACUGCGCCAUCUCAGCUCAUUGCUUGCUCGUGAAAGUUUGUCAGAUAAUGUAUGUGCUCUCGUGGCAGAAGUAUUGAAGAAAUUGGUGACCAUUGCACCCUGUCACUGUCAAUUAUUCAUAAUAGAGCUAAAGUUUGCUAUGUUCAAGCUUACAGACUCAGCCAUUGAUGAAUUAUGCCGAUUCAGUGUAAUUGAAAAGGAUAUUACUACUACUGCUUCUGUUGGAGCAGCAAUAUUAAGGGUCAUGCAAGCACUGAGCUCACUUGUUACUGAAAAUGAUCAAACCGCUACUCUUGAUCUUGUUGCUGACAUAUACUCGGAAUUAGAAUUGUUGUGGACAGAAUUAAGCAAAUGCAUAGGAAAAAUUGAGAUCUAUACCAAAACGUCACAUAAUGUAACUGACUCAUCAAUGGUCUCCUCAGGACCCUCUGGUGCUAUGCCUCCACUGCCAGCUGGCACUCAGAACAUUAUAUCAUACAUAGAAUCUUUCUUUGUUGUGUGUGAGAUUUUGUACCCUCUAAAAUCAGGCGUCAAACAAAACUUCUUGGAGUUUUUAAAAAAGCAUAAGAAGUUACUUAAUGUGUUUAUACGACAAAACCCCGGAUUACUUGAUUCAUCAUUCUCAGUUAUGCUCAAGUUCCGAAGUUUUAUUGAGUUUGAUAAUAAGCGGUCGCAUUUUAAAUCUAAAAUCAAGCGUCAAGAUGAUCACCAUCGUAGUCGUCUGAAGAUCUCUGUAGCACGAACAGAUAUACUUGGAGAUUCAUGCAGUCAAUUGAUGGAGAAGUCCACACAUGAUUUGAAGGGUAGUUUGACUAUUCAUUUUAAGGGGGAAGAAGGUAUUGACGCAGGUGGCCUUACAAGGGAAUGGUAUCAGCUUUUACCGAGGGUUAUAUUUGAUAAAAGAGCUCUGCUUUUUACAACUUUUGGCAACGAUGCAGCCUUCCAGCCAAAUCCGAAUUCUGUUGAAGAGCCAGAACAUCUCGUAUACUUCAAAUUUGUUGGAAGAGUUGCUGGAAAAGCACUAUUUGAUGAUCAAUUGCUUGAUGUUCAUUUUACAAGAUCGUUCUACAAGCAUAUCCUCGGUGCUAAGGUGACAUAUCGUGAUUUCAAAUCGAUUGAUCCGGAUUACUUUAAGAACUUGAAAUUGAUGCUUGAGAAUGAUGGUUGUGACAAUCUGUUUCUAACAUUUAGUAUCGAGGCUGAUGAACAGAAGAAGAUCUUGAGAGAAAAAUCAGAGGUAACUGACUAUGAACUGAUCCCGGGAGGAAGAAAUAUGCUAGUGACAGACGAAAACAAGAAAGAAUAUGUUGAUUUAAUUGCCGAGUAUCGGCUAACGACUGCUAUACGUCCUCAAAUAGAUGCUUUCUUGGAAGGGUUUUAUGAAUUGAUUUCACGUGAUCAGAUAUCUAUCUUUAAUGUUAAGGAAUUAGAACUGUUGAUAAGUGGGCUUCCGGAUAUUGACUUGGGUGACAUGAAGGCGAAUACGGAGUACUCUGGUUAUAGUGCCGAGUCUCCUGUUAUCCAAUUGUUUUGGGAGGUUGUUCAAGACUUCAGUAAAGAAGACAAGGCCCGUUUGUUGCAAUUUGUGACUGGAAUAUCCAAGGUGCCUUUAGAAGGAUUCAGUGCUUUGGAAGGCAGCUCAGGGGUUCAAAAGUUUCAAAUUCACAAAACACAUGUAGCGUCCGACCAUUUGCCCUCAGCCCGCACAUGUUUCAAUCAGUUGAUUUUACCAGAAUAUCCGUCAAAGGAGCACCUGAAAGAGAGACUUCUGCUUGCAAUUCGUAAAGCCAACGAAGGGUUCGGUUUUGGUUAAACGAGCUGGCAUGAAGGUAAUGAGAGCACAUAAAUUUUAUCAUGUUGAGCAAGAUGAUAAUCCGUUUUCAGAUUUUAGUCGGAGUGAUACAUGUGUCGAUAUACUGCAGUUUCAGUUUGUCAAAAUUGAAUGUCUUGUCCUUUUUUUUCUAUUCCAGUUUUCUUUGUUGCAGGCUCUCUUAGAAAACAUAUUGCUUUGGCAACAGUUUACUAACUGAAUGUGCGUACUUCUUAAUGUGUA
This is a messenger RNA of Erigeron canadensis, 9232 nucleotides long. RefSeq names its product E3 ubiquitin-protein ligase UPL2-like. Gene Ontology annotation, molecular function: ubiquitin-protein transferase activity. Bases 188 to 8992 code for a protein of 2934 amino acids. The transcript is spliced from 16 exons. Gene Ontology annotation, biological process: positive regulation of protein catabolic process; protein polyubiquitination; proteasome-mediated ubiquitin-dependent protein catabolic process. Lineage: Eukaryota; Viridiplantae; Streptophyta; Magnoliopsida; Asterales; Asteraceae. The record is from RefSeq and is a predicted model, not a curated record.